Zymoseptoria tritici IPO323 is the source of this 1056-nucleotide messenger RNA. RefSeq lists its product as uncharacterized. The record is from RefSeq and is a predicted model, not a curated record. The transcript has 4 exons. Lineage: Eukaryota; Fungi; Ascomycota; Dothideomycetes; Mycosphaerellales; Mycosphaerellaceae. The coding region runs from base 1 to 1056 and encodes 351 amino acids.
AUGUCUACAAAUCAUCUCCAUACCACGGUCGUCGACAACGCCCUCACUGGAUCACUCUCCGCCUUCACCAUAUCCCAUUCGCCCUGCCCGCUCUUCGACCGCCUCCCCGCCGAGCUGGCCGAAAAGAUCUUCAGCUUGAUCCCGAUCAGCGACCUCCACCUCGAACUCACGCACGGCGAAAAAUGGAUGCGGAAUCCCCUGACUGGAUCUCCCGCUAUCGCCGUCAGUGCCAGAGACUGGAGAGUACUGCUCGCCAGCCUGCGCGUUUCGAAGACCUUCUGUCGAUUCAUGAAAGCUGCGAUUCGCCACCAGCAGGUCAACUCGGGCAUUGCUGCUGUUGUCAUACUGCCUAGCUAUACUCGCAUUUUGAGGCAGAUUAGCGACUUUGUGGCUCCUGGAACUUUGACUGUGCCGCGCGAAUUUCUGGUCAACUUCAAGAAGCUCGAGAUCUGCUUGAUCUUCAUUCUGAUCCCGCCUAUUCUCGGUUGUCGGCCAGACCCGAAUCCACGCAGGAAGUUCCCGUUCUACGUCAAGAUCAUCAUUAGUGGCCUGGGCCAGCAAAACACACCAGGAGACCCGAAUCAAGCGCCCUACACAGGGCCGGACGUCCGUGUGGAAGCGCCAGCAAGCAGCGAUGCGGAAGUCCCGACUCACGAAUGGAACAUCGAAGGAUACGCGCAGGCUCUGAAGAGUUUGAACAAGCCGGAAAUUCGAACGCAAAUCCUCCCGGCGGUCAGUUCUCACCGCGGCUUUGAACAGGCACUCAAGGUCGAUAUCGUUGCCGCCGAACAACUCGGCUACCUCCACUACUCUCCUCGAGUACGCUCCGAAACCAGACUCCUCUCGGCGCUCUACUUUUCCGGGGCUAUGCAACCCGAUCUGGCCAACAAUUCGGUUUCGGUCAACAGACCUCAGGGAGGCCGUCACAUCGUGGCUGUGGGCUCGCAAGACGGACGUAUACUCCUCGACUCAACAUCCGUAGUGAUGGGACUGCUCCGCUAUGGACAAUAUGUCAAGUUCCAUCACGUCUGUCGUGAUAAUAUGAAUCACAAAUGA